AUGCAGUGCAUAAAAGAUAUCAGCCAAGAAGUCUGGCAGGACUGUAUCACCCUCUUUCUGCAAACUGGAGUGUGCAGUGAUGCAGCAAUCAUCACAAACGCCCCACCCUGGCUAUUAGCUUCCUAUCCUGCCGGCAAGUUGCAUCAAUUGACCCAGGAAGAAAUUCAGAUCCUGUUGGCAAAAGAUGAUAGAGAGAAGCUGUUUCUCCAGGGGAUUACCCUCAUGGGAACCAAAUGCUUAGUGAUCCGGGACAAUCUAUAUACUGAGGGAAACAAUUGCAUGGACCUGCGCACCAAAGGCCAGAGUUGGGGAAGCCAGGCAGUGACAGUGGUUCAGAUUGAAACUGUAUACCUUGUGGUAAUGGGACAAAAAGGAACAGAAGGAGGGCCUCUCAACCUCAAAGCUUUUGAGAUGGCAGGUUACAUCAAAGAAGCCAUUGAGCAACACAUGGCUCCCAUCUAA
This is a messenger RNA of Ochotona curzoniae (black-lipped pika), 462 nucleotides long. Its product is annotated as profilin-2-like. NCBI's taxonomy places the organism in Eukaryota, Metazoa, Chordata, Mammalia, Lagomorpha, Ochotonidae. Gene Ontology annotation, biological process: regulation of actin filament polymerization; actin cytoskeleton organization; positive regulation of actin filament bundle assembly. The transcript has a single exon. Gene Ontology annotation, cellular component: cytoplasm. The coding region runs from base 1 to 462 and encodes 153 amino acids. Gene Ontology annotation, molecular function: actin binding. The record is from RefSeq and is a predicted model, not a curated record.